This is a messenger RNA of Mus pahari (shrew mouse), 1856 nucleotides long. RefSeq names its product abhydrolase domain containing 17A (gene Abhd17a). NCBI's taxonomy places the organism in Eukaryota, Metazoa, Chordata, Mammalia, Rodentia, Muridae. Gene Ontology annotation, molecular function: palmitoyl-(protein) hydrolase activity. The transcript has 4 exons. Gene Ontology annotation, cellular component: endosome membrane; plasma membrane. Gene Ontology annotation, biological process: protein depalmitoylation. The coding region runs from base 729 to 1661 and encodes 310 amino acids. The record is from RefSeq and is a predicted model, not a curated record.
GGCUACAGCUGCCCUGACCCCGCGGAGACCCCCCCACCCCUGGCCCCAAGCACGGGGACAAACCAUUGUCCCAGCUGGUGGGGCCCUGUGUCUGGCAUGCAUCCUGUCCUUGUUCCCGGUCUUUGUGUCUGUUUCCUCCCUUGGGCUCUGUCUCUGUGUUCCAAGGCCCUGUGGCUCACCCCUCCACAUCCUCCUGCGUGGGAGCCUAUGAGCCUUUGGAUCCCUUUGGCUUAAAACUUGGAGCUGCCUUUGUUACCUGUUUUGGAGGAUAACUCCUUCAAGGACUGAGGGAGAAACUGGUGGGGCAGGCAGAAGGGUCUGGGCAUAGGCCUGGGGGUACUGGAAUGGCAGAAGCUGGGGGCCAUACAUAGGAUGAGUUCUGCCACAGAGGCUCGGGAGAGCUAGCUAGGGCUAUGGGCAGGCCAAGAGGACCAAGAUAGACUGUGGAUGUGGGGACACAUCUUCCUCCCUGCCUGGCACAAGCUGGCACCUGGUUCUACCCUAGAUUCCUGGAGGGAACCUACAUGUCGGUGUCCCCUGCAGGGUGUCCCACUGUAUGGCAUGGAGACCUGUGGCUGUGAGGCUCCCAGGGGCUCGCCUUGGACCGCGAUGGGGCCGGGCUGCGGCCUCCUAACGGGACUGAGGUGUGCAGCCCGCGAGCUGCUGCUGCCCGCAACUCGAAGCACCCCCGCCCCUCCCCUGGCCCAGCGCGGGGCCCGGCGCCCGCCAUGAACGGCCUGUCGGUGAGCGAGCUCUGCUGCCUGUUCUGCUGCCCACCCUGCCCGGGCCGCAUCGCCGCCAAGCUCGCCUUCCUGCCUCCCGAUCCCACCUACUCUCUGGUACCUGAACCUGAGCCGGGGCCCGGCGGGGCCGGCGCUGCCCCCUCGGGUCCCCUGCGGACCUCAGCGGCCACACCCGGGCGCUGGAAGAUCCACCUGACAGAGCGCGCUGACUUCCAGUACGGCCAGCGCGAGCUGGACACCAUCGAGGUCUUCGUGACCAAGAGCGCACGCGCCAACCGCAUCGCCUGCAUGUAUGUGCGCUGUGUACCGGGUGCCAGGUACACGGUUCUCUUCUCGCAUGGCAAUGCAGUGGACCUGGGCCAGAUGUGCAGCUUCUAUGUUGGCCUGGGCACACGCAUCGGCUGCAACAUCUUCUCUUAUGACUACUCUGGCUAUGGGAUCAGCUCUGGCCGGCCCUCGGAGAAGAACCUCUACGCUGACAUUGAUGCAGCCUGGCAGGCCCUGCGCACCAGGUACGGCAUCAGCCCAGACAGUAUCAUCCUGUAUGGCCAGAGCAUUGGCACUGUGCCUACAGUGGAUCUGGCGUCACGCUACGAGUGUGCUGCAGUGGUUCUGCACUCGCCUCUCACCUCGGGCAUGCGGGUGGCCUUCCCUGACACCAAGAAGACCUACUGCUUCGAUGCUUUCCCUAACAUUGAGAAGGUGUCGAAGAUCACGUCACCGGUGCUCAUCAUCCACGGCACAGAGGACGAGGUGAUCGACUUCUCUCACGGGCUGGCACUGUAUGAGCGCUGCCCAAAGGCCGUGGAGCCACUGUGGGUGGAGGGCGCUGGGCACAAUGACAUUGAGCUGUACAGUCAAUAUUUGGAGCGCCUACGCCGCUUCAUUUCCCAGGAGCUGCCCAGCCAACGCGCCUAGCCAAGCCGCAGGGACCUCAGCAGUACAUGGGCCUCCUGCCGGGGCUGCAUGUGACCCGGAGCCCAGGACCCUGCCUGGCACCCUAGGGGCCAUGAGCCAUGUUCAGGCGACAGAGGUCCCUCUUCUCUCCUCGUGGAAGCAAAGAGAAGGAAAGAGGGAAACUAAUUAAAGGAUUAAGAUUUUAGGGUUGCUUGG